CAAUGUAACUUUGUGUUGAGUUUUAUAGCUGCUCAAUGUGAAGGAAUUUGUGAGGGAGUGCGAUAUUUGCGCCUUUCUUGGGGUGCAUUGGAUUUGUUUUAAUCAGGGAUUAACAAAGGAAUAUUUUAUCAUUUUGAAAUGUACAGGUCAGCAUAUCAUUCUGAUGGAUUCAGGCGGAGCUGAAAGGAGAAUGCAGAACAUUGUGCAAUAUGAAUCACCGCAGGUUCAAGUCUUUAUCAAGAGUGGACAUCAGUUUUUGGAAAAGGUUCGGACAUUCCUUGUAAAUGCUGUGAAGGAGGGAAAUCUCCAGCAAGAAAGAGCAAGUGCCCACUUCAAAGAGAUAUUGCAUAUAAUAUUAUUUUAUGGCCAGAUUCAUCAUCCUAAGAUUGAACCAGAAGAAAUUUUGCAGGAAAGUCAGGGAGUGUUCUCUAAGAAGUAUCCAGGUGUCUUUGAGAAGUGCAGAACCCACCUUCCAACACGUCCUCCUUUCACGGUACUACUUGAUGCGGUUGUUGAAGUUGUACAAGAAAGAAGGGAAGAAAAUGUUUUGAGAUGUUUAUUGCAGCAGAUAAAUGAAAUGGAUGUUACUAAUGCUAACAACACUCCAUGUGGAAAUAUUUUUGUAUCAACGGUUAUCAACUUCUGCUAUUUUUAUGAUAAGGUUGCCAAAAUGAGAACACCCAAUUAUUUUGGUGCUUCAGUGUCAUGUAAAGGAAGAAUACCAAGAGAAAUAAUGAUUGAUACAUUGUGUUACCGCACAUGGCACAAUGCAAUUAGCCGGGCAGUAUGUGUUGGCAAUGAAUAUAACAAACACGCUUUUGAAUUUCCUCCUGAAGUGCUCUCAAUGGCAUUUAAGAUAUACACUCUGGGACAAAGAACUGAGGGAAACCAACAAAUUGAUCGUAUUCUGGCUAGAUUUCGGAAUAGGCCAUUGCCCAGGGUUCUUCAAAUUGUCACAGAACUUAGAGAUUUUGGAUGCUUAGUUCCCAGGGCAGCUUGUGAAAGAUGCUCCACAAUGUUCCCAAACAUUCAGUUUCAUCCACACCCACGAGCUCAUCAAGCUGCUCGUUGGGAAUACGGAAACUGUGCAGAGUGUGAAUCACUAAGCCAGCUUCUGUAUUCUGAUGAGCAACUUGCCACGAGACUGCGAUGUAAAUCAUUUCAAAUUGGAUACGACGAAUUAAAACGUAGAAAAUAUAAACGACUUCGACAUAAUCUUCAACAAGUAAGGUUUCCUGUUGAGCCUGAAAUUUCCUUUUCCAAUAAUCAGCUAUGAAGUGAUCUAUUGUGCAAAGAUUCCAACAUUGAAAGCACAUUAGAACAGACCGUAUGUCAUAUUCCUGGUCAACCAACUAAUAAUUCAACUGUUUAUUUGCACUGUGGAGUAUUACACUAUAUAUAAUGAAUUCAAUUCAAUGGACAGAGAAUUCUAGGGAACAUAUUACUAGUUUUCAAAUUUGUGUUUCCCCCAUUUAAUCGUUUAUCUGGAAAGUGAUCCCAGUGCAGUAUAUCAAACCCUUUUAAAGGUUAAAGCACCUGACUUUCUCCAAGCCAAGAUGGGAAUGAAUGAUCAUUAAGCUUAUUGCAGUAUUAAUUAACGUGGCAUGACUUCUGCAGAAAUUUGAAAAUUAAACAAUUAAACAAUUCAAAUAAGCUCAUUCCUGUAAUCUAGUCAACUGUUUUAGAGUUAAUUGUAGUGCAGAAACUGGUCAUUGCAGAAUUAAAUAUUCCCCAAAUGCUGAUAAGAAUGCUGAAUGACCAAUCUAACUUAUUUCCCCCAUUUCCAUGAUAUCAUAACAUGCUGGCCCUCAACAUUAACAUACAUCCAGAACAUUGGCAAACAAAGCGGGGGAUGGUAUAUUCCAUUUAGAAUAUUUUAUAUUGAUUUGUCAGGUGAUCUUCUAACCCAUAUUUCUAGAAUUCCACAUCUUAUUCUGAUCACAAGAAAUUAAGAUGCUGAACAGUGGCACAGCAAUAAACUUUUAAUAUGUGUGUGAAUGAUCUCCCAUUAAACCUAAGACAAAUACAUACUGAAAUCAUCACCAUUUUAACUCCCCCUCCCAUUCCUCAGACAACAUAUCCAUCAGGGCCCUCCUGCAGUGCCACAAUGAUGCCACCCGCAGGUUGCAGGAACAGCAACUCAUAUUCCGCUUGGUCACCCUGCAGCCCAGUGGUAUCAAUGUGGACUUCACAAGCUUCAAAAUCUCCCCUUCCCCUACUGCUUCCCAAAACCAGCCCAGUUCUUCCCCUCCCCCCACUGCAUCACAAAACCAGCCCAGCUCGUCCCGGCCCCCACUGCAUCCCAAACCCAGCCCAGCCUGUCUCUGCUUCCCUAACCUGUUCUUCCUCUCACCCAACCCUUCCUCCCACCUGAAGCCGCAUCUCCAUUUCCUACCUACCACCUCAUCCCGCCUCCUUGACCUGUCCAUCUUCUCUGGACUGACCUUUCCCCUCCCUACCUCCCCACCUAUAUACUCCUCUCUACCUAUCUUGUUUUCUCUCCAUCUUCGGUCCGCCUCCCCCUCUCCCUAUUUAUUCCAGUUCCCUCUCCCCAUCCCCCUCUCUGAUGAAGGGUCUCGGCCCGAAAGGUCAGCUUUUGUGCUCCUGAGAUGCUGCUUGGCCUGCUGUGUUCAUCCAGCUCCACACUUUGUUAUCUUGGAUUCUCCAGCAUCUGCAGUUCCCAUUAUCACUGAAAUCAUCUUCCUGUUUGAAGUACAGAGCUUUACUCCUUUAUUAAGAACAUUGCAAAGGAGUAAAACUGUGCUUACAUAAGCUCACACCCAGAAAGAAAACUAUGCAUAGGCUAAGAUUUCAAACUACAUGUUUAGUUUAGGCUUGGCUGAUGUUUCAAAUAUUCAUUGUUGCAACAUUCUCUGACAAUAUCACAGUUAUAGACUGCCAGGUGACCUCCUGAAAAUACAUUGGCUAUCUUUUUCAAGUUAUUCCACCAAUAGAUAAGAUACAUAGCUUAUUAUUUGUCUUAGAGACUGCUGAAACAUUGGGGAAGGUUAAUCUAACAACUGUUUCUAUUUCUUGUUACUUCCAUUAAUUAGGAGGGACUUGUGAAAGACAAUUUGUUUCAAAUUCAAGCUGAGGAUAACCAACAAGUAGGUUUCCAUUAAUGGAAAACAAUGGGCUCACGAUCAAUGAAGUUACAUUUAAAGACUAAUUAGGUUUGUCUGGAGCCUGAUAAUUUUGGAACAAAAACAAAAAUUGCUGGAGAAACGAACUGGCUGCAUCUGUGGAGAGAAAGCAGAGUGAACAUUUUGAGUCCGCUGACCCUUCAUCAGAGCUGUUAUUAGUAUGAGUAAAAGAAAGAGGAAUUUUACUCCUUACUGACUCUGAGAAAUAUAAUAAGACAUGAUAUCAAAUAAGCACUCAAAAGAGUUAGAUUUUAACCUCAAACCACUAAUAUUUGAUUUGUAUCUUGCUACCUAUCCAUAUUUCUUCCUUUCCCCACUGUUACUGAAGUACCGUUUAUUUGUGUAUUCUCAUGGCUAGUUUUGUUGUUUUCCAACAAGUUCAUUUCAAUAAUUUUUCACUUUUGUGAAGGGAAGGCCGUGCCUCACAAACCUUAUUGAGUUCUUUGAGAAGGUGACCAAACAGGUAGAUGAGAGUAAACCAGUUGAUGUGGUGUAUAUGGAUUUCAGCAAGGCGUUUGAUAAGGUUCCCCACAGUAGGCUAUUGUACAAAAUGCGGAGGAAUGGAAUUGUGGGAGAUAUAGCAGUUUGGAUCGGAAAUUGGCCUGCUGAAAGAAGACAGAGGGUGGUAGUUGAUGGGAAAUGUUCAUCCCGGAGACCAGUUACUAAUGGUGUACUCCAGGGUCAGUGUUGGGUCCACUGCUGUUUGUCAUUUUUAUAAAUGACCUGGAUGAGGGCGUAGAAGGAUGGGUUAGUAAAUUUGCAGACGACACGAAGGUCGGUGGAGUUGUGGAUAGUGACAAAGGAUGCUGUAGGUUGCAGAGAGACAUAGAUAAGCUGCAGAGCUGGGCUGAGAGGUGGAAAAUGGAGUUUAAUGCAGACAAGUGUGAGGUGAUGCACUUUGGUAGGAGUAACCGGAAGGCAAAGUGCUGGGCUAGUGGUAAGAUUCUUAGUAGUGUAGAUGAGCAGAGAGAUCUCGGUGUCCAUGUACACAGAUCAUUGAAAGUUGCCACCCAGGUUGACAGGGCUGUUAAGAAGGCAUACAGUGUUUUAGCUUUUAUUAAUAGAGGGAUCGAGUUCCGGAACCAAGAGGUUAUGGUGAAGCUGUACAAAACUCUAGUGCGGCCGCACUUGGAGUAUUGUGUACAGUUCUGGUUACCGCAUUAUAAGAAGGAUGUGGAAACUUUGGAAAGGGUGCAGAGGAGAUUUACUGGGAUGUUGCCUGGUAUGGAGGGAAGAUCUUACGAGGAAAGGCUGAGGGACUUGAGGCUGUUUUCAUCAGAGAGAAGAAGCUUGAGAGGUGACUUAAUUGAGACAUAUAAAAUAAUCAGAGGGUUAGAUAGGGUGGAUAGGGAGAGCCUUUUUCCUAGGAUGGUGACGGCGAGCAUGAGGGGGCAUAGCUUUAAAUUGAGGGGUGAAAGAUAUAGGACAGAUGUCAGAGGUAGUUUCUUUACUCAGAGAGUAGUAAGGGAAUGGAACGCUUUGCCUGCAAUGGUAGUAGAUUCGCCAACUUUAGGUACAUUUAAGUCGUCAUUGGAUAAGCAUAUUGACGUACAUGGAAUAGUGUAGGUUAGAUGGGCUUGAGAUCGGUAUGACAGGUCGGCACAACAUCGAGGGCCGAAGGGCCUGUACUGUGCUGUAAUAUUCUAUGUUCUAUUUCCAAAUAUGUACCACUUACCAUCCACGUACACAUUGAAACGGGAGAUGUCAGUUUCUUGGCACAAGACUCAGUGACUGGUUCCAAAGUUGGUAAGAUAGUAAAUUCAGUUCUGACCAUUUUGUAUACUUUACAUUGGUUUCCUGAAUUUUCCUCAAUUUUGGUCGGGUAUUUGCUACAGCCAUUUUAGGUCAGUGCCUAUUGCUUUUAAAAAAUAUUUUACUCCAUGACAGGGUCUCAGGUAUUAAAAUCAAACGAUGGAAAUUGCAAGUAGACAGUCCAUUCUUGCCGUUGGCAUGACAACUUGAAAAUAAAUUCCCAGACUAGACUGUCACGUGGAAUACUACAGAGCUCCUAUGACUGGAUAGAGCUUGUUUUUUCUUUUAUGUAAAAUGUAUUUUUACAUUAACGUUGCUCACAUUUACCUCUCUCAUAGAACGAAAAACUACAAUGAGAUAGGCUGGCAUGGUAGCUUAGUGGUUAGCACUGCUGCCUCAGUGACAGGGACCUGAGUCUGAUUCCAGCCUCAGGCAACCAUCGGUAUCGAGUUUGCAUGUUCUCCCUUUGUCUGCAUGGAUAUCUGUGGGUGCUCCAGUUUCCUCCUACAGUUCAAAGAUGUGCAGGUUAGGUGGAUUGGCCAUGCUAAAUUAUCCAUAGUGUUCAGGGAGGUGGAGGUUAGCCAUCGGAAAUGCAGGAUUAGGGUAGCAGGUGGUUCUGGAUAGGAUGCAUUUUGGAGGGUUGCUGUGGACUUGUUGGGCUGCAUGGCAUGUUUCCACACUCAGGAUUCUGGAGAAAAAAAAGCUUUGCAGUAAACUUCAUAAUAAUGUGUUUUAGACCUUUUUCAGCAUAAGAUCUUUUUCACAUUGUCCUGCCAAAUGUUAUUACAUUGAAAUCAUUUCACUGUUAUAUUCCAAAAACAAAUGUUGCAUUCUGCACAAAUGCUUGACUUAAUCGCUCGCUUUUAACAACUAUCAAAAAACUUCGGAGAAUUUGCUGGGCAAGGCAGUUUUGCAUAAAAGAUAUUUUUUACCUGUGUUGACAGCAUCAGAUUUGUUGGAAUACGGUAAGGAAAUAAUUAUCUGAGCGUUGAAACCACAAGCAGUUUGUAGACAUCAGCUAAAUUGAAUGCUGUUGGAGACAGGAUAUCAACUGAAUUUUCCCAAAGCUUUCUGAAUUCAAUGCACUGUAAUUUUAUCAAAGUCAAUGCAAAUAAAUAUUAUGCAGAGGAAAUUCCAAUGUUCAGUG
Molecule: messenger RNA, 6042 nt
Organism: Stegostoma tigrinum
Lineage: Eukaryota; Metazoa; Chordata; Chondrichthyes; Orectolobiformes; Stegostomatidae
Exons: 4
Coding region: 164-1276 (370 amino acids)
Source: RefSeq, a predicted model, not a curated record